Messenger RNA from Syngnathus typhle (broad-nosed pipefish), 5097 nucleotides. RefSeq names its product transmembrane protein 94 (gene tmem94). The coding region runs from base 222 to 4286 and encodes 1354 amino acids. The record is from RefSeq and is a predicted model, not a curated record. The transcript has 32 exons. Lineage: Eukaryota; Metazoa; Chordata; Actinopteri; Syngnathiformes; Syngnathidae.
AAAAAAUGCACCACAGCUAACUCAACAUGGUGUUGUACACAAUCUGAUGACGUCUCCGCUCGACAGAGAACUAGUUAUAAAAUAUCAAGUCCGAUGCAAAUGUUGACAGCAUCUCUACAGGCUGCUACCUGAGAGUCCAAAUUUGGUUCUGGCUUGCACGGAAUCUGUCAGGUGGUGCUGACGAGUGGAGAAGAAGAGUAUGUGGAGUGCUUGCGGUUCCCAUGGAGUCAAAGGACAUGAAGCAGGAGGAAAAUUCCGUUGCUUUGGGCUUGUUGACUCACCAGGCUCUAGGAAAACUCCGGGACCAGCUUAGCAACUUACUGGACCAGCACCUGAAGACAACAUGCAGACAGGGCUCUGUACAGGAAAAAUGGGUGAAUAGCUUCCUUUACCAUGGAAACCGACAUUCAUGUCUUCACUGGCCGGAAGCUGCUGUCACUGUGCUAGUGGCACUUGGACUCGUGUGUUGCUAUGGCAGUCAGCCGAAGGGCAGUUCUGGCAGUGAGCUGGUGAAUGCAAUCGCCCUCCUCAUCCUUUUGCUGUUGAAUCUGAUGCUCGUCAGAAGACAGGAGAGGCUGAAAAGAAGCGAGAUGGUUCGGCGUCUCAAAAGCAUCAUCGCACAACUCAAUGAUUACCUUUCAGGUUGGGUUGGCGAAGUGCAGUGGCCACCAUGUCUUUACCCUGAUCUCUAUACACCCUCGUCUCCAUCGUGGUCCCUUCACUGGACGUACCGUGACUCCCAGUUGGUUAAUCUGCCCGUCAGUCUGCUCGUGGAAGGAGAUAUAAUUGUUCUCAGACCUGGGCAAGAAGCAUUUGCCUCUCUCCGAGGGAUAAAGGAUGAUGAACACAUUGUUUUGGAACCUGGAGAUUUGUUCCCCCCGUCAUCUCCUUCCGCACCAGCAAAUGAGAAAAAAGGACCCCAGAACCCACAACAACAUCGUCUCUUCAGAGUGGUCCGAACUCCGGUUUUAGACAUUGUCAGGAAUAGUUUGGAGUUUGCAGGAUCCAGACCAGUUACAGUGCUCGACAACGAGAGGUUUACAGUCCAGUCCCUCAUCACCAAGCUUGUCUGUCCUGUUGUGCUGGUUACAUUUCUGCUGGUGAACUCCAUACGCUACUUUUGCGAUGCACCCAACCUCACCCCUAGUAGCUACAAUUUUUUGCAGCUUCAGUUGAUGGGUGUGCUUCCCGUCUUACCACUGCUAUUUCCUGUCAUGUGGGUGCUGGUCAAUGCCUUUGGAGAGGCGAGAGUCCUCGCGGAGUUCAGCCAUGGCUCUCCUGCAGGACUGCUUUCUAAAUUCUCCGAGGACACUCUAAGCAGCUACACUGAAGUGGUCUCCUCCCAGGAGAUGAUACUUUCCGUGUGGAGACACUUCAUUGGUGUUCUGAAGGGAGAGUCUCAGACACUUUGCUACACUUCCAACCUUUUACACACGCUUGGCUCUGUCACCGUAUUGUGUUGUGUGGACAAACAAGGCAUUCUGUCAUGGCCUAAUCCAAGCCCUGAGACAGUUCUGUUCUUCAGUGGAAGAGUUGAAAAUAGCCAGGAUGAUCUAAUAGACGGCCUGUCAAUCAACUCCUACUGCAAACUAGAGACCGAGGAUGGCAAGAACCAAGAGGCGGAGACUCUCCUGUGUUUACCAGAGGAGACCGCCACCCGAAUCGGAGAAAUACCUGAGCCCAGAGACACUUGGAAUGAUGCGACUCCUACAACAGACACACUAAUGCACUGGCGUUCCUGCCAACCUGUAAAUAGUCGCACCAAACACAACUCCGGGUCCAACGUGAGCUUCAGUCGUCAUACUGAAGGAGGCGAGGACCAAACUCAGGAAUUUCUUUUGGACAACCAAGAAAGUGAGGCCGAGGAUUACGUGUGUGACUAUCACCUGGAAAUGUUGAGUCUUUCACAAGAUCAGCAAAAUCCAGCAAGCAUUCAGUUUGAUGACUUAGCAUGGCAGUGUCACUUGCCUUCCCUCAAACCACUGGGCCUCAACAUCAUGCUCAACCUCUGCAACAAUAACGUCACUCAACAGCUCUGCUGCUUCUCCGAUCAUUUGUCCAACUUGGCACUGCAAGAGAGCCACGGCAGCGUGCAGCCCGUUUCUGUUCCUUGGGGGCUUUGCGAGCUCUCCAGGCUUAUAGGGUUCACUCCUGGGGCAAGGGAGAUGUUUGAACAGGAGAGCCACUUGGCUCUUUACCAGCUGCCAACUGGAGACAUGCCAAAAGAUGUGCCUUCGCACCGCUUGCAUUACAUCACUAAGCGUCAGCCUCCUAUCUCCCAUAUGAUCUCGCUUUUUGUACGAGACUCUUCCUCAGAGUGUGUCCAGAUGCUGUCCCAUGGCUCAGCUGAACUGAUCUUGGAGGCCAGCACUGACUUUUGGGACGGUGCUGAUAUUUAUCCCCUUUUAGGUUCUGACAGAAAAAAGAUUCUGGAUUUCUACCAACGUGCCUGUCUGUCUGGUUACUGCUCAGCCUUUGCAUAUAAACCCAUGCAGCGCUCGUUGUCCAGCCAACUGAACGGCAAGUGUGUGGAGUUGCCAUCCGGCCCCUGUCUAUUUUCAGGACUGGAGCUGUCCUUAAGCACCCCUAACAAGCAUCCUUCCUGCAGGAACAGUUGGAGCUCUGACGAGGGUAUCGGUGAAGGAACGGAAUGUGACGAUGGUGUGCAAGCCCUGAGCGGCCAGAUCUUCAUGGGCAUGGUUUCAUCCCAGUUCCAAGCCCGACUGGACACGGUUCGACUCAUUGACGCUUUGAUCACGGCGUGCAUUCGAUUUGUGUACUUCUCCAUGGAGGACGAACUUCGCAGCAAGGUUUUUGCAGAGAAAAUGGGCUUAGAGACCGGUUGGAACUGUCAUAUCUCACUGACUUCAAAUGGAGACGGUCCAUGUGAAGGAGCUCCCUCCAGCCCCUAUCAUGGCUCACUCCAUGAAGAUUCUCGAGAUGAAGCGGAAGGUCCGUUGCUGUCAGAGGAGGAAGUUCAUUCGGACCUGGCAAGUUUCCAGCCCACCGACAGUGAUCUGCCCAGCUUUCUGGAAGAUUGCAACCGGGCGAAGCUUCCGCGUGGCAUUCACCAGGUUCGACCUCAUUUGAAGAACAUCGACAAUGUGCCUCUACUGGUGCCACUCUUCACUGACUGCACCCCUGAUACUAUGUGUGAGAUGAUAAAGAUCAUGCAGGAGAACAGGGAGGUCACGUGCUGUUUGGGAAGCGCUGCCAAUUUCCGCAACAGUCGGCUUUUUCUGCAGAGCGACCUCAGUAUCGCUCUGGAACCACUGUACCCAUCCCAGUGUUCGUGGGAGACAUUCAGUCGCACCACGGGUCCAUUCAACAGGAACACCGAAGGUCUGUCUCCACUCAGACUCUCGGGGCAGCUUAAUAGUCUGGGCUGCUCUGUGGCCUUCCACCAAGGAGAGAGUGUCAGCAUGGCCAAGCUCAUAGAGCAAGCACGACAUACAACUUACGGCAUUCGCAAGUGCUUCCUUUUUCUGCUGCAAUGCCAACUCACUCUGGUCAUCAUACAGUUUUUAUCUUGUUUAGCUCAGCUCCCUCCUCCUAUGAACACUACGGACAUCCUCUGGCUGUCAUGCUUCAGCUGCCCGUUGCUAAGCCUGUCACUUCUGGGAAAGCCUCGAGAUAGUUCGGUCAUGACCGUUGCCACGGGGAAGAACCUUGACGCCAUCCCAAAGAAGACUCAAAACUACUUCCUUGGCUGCUUUGUUUUGAAGUUUGGCCUGACAGUGUGUGCCUAUUUGUUGGCCUUUGGAUUCACACUCCAAGAGGUGUGUUUGAGAAGCACAAACCUAACCAUGGUUGAAAAUGCCACUGUCAAAUGCCUGCAUAUACUCACAGCCAGCUCUUCAAACCAUGCUCCUCACUGGUUCACGGAUCUGUCAAAUGGCCUGCUACUGACGCAGAAAUUAAUGACUGCUUUCCUGGUCUUACAUAAAGUGGUCAUCUCGCUCAGCUAUGUCCACCGUUCCCAGUCUUUGUGGCGAAAAAGUCCUUUUAGCAAUGCCUGGUGGUGUCUCACUGUACCUGUGGUUCUGGUCAGUCAGAUUGUCCAGGCCACUGUGGAUUACCAGUUGUGGCAUGACCAAGACAGCCUCCUGAACUUUGGUUUGCGUGACAUACCUCUGCUCGGCUGGCUGCUCGUCUCGCUGUCUCUUCUGCUGGUGGUGAUAGUUAAUGAGUUGGUGAAGCUACAUGAGAUAAGGGUGCGGGUUCGCUACCAGAAGAGACAGAAGCUACAGUUUGAAACAAAGCUCGGAAUGAAUUCUCCAUUCUAAUGGGUGACGUUUGACAAGUUGACCAAUGAUUCUGCUCGGAACUGUGAAUAACAAAAGGAGGACUUUUACCACUUUUGCCAGGAUGAGUUGUAUCAGAUCAACUUGUGUGCUCUUUUUAGGCUUCAAAUGAUAAUCGUUAAAUGGAGGUCCUGUUUUUUUUAUUUUGCUCAGGGCCUCUGCAGCAUCAUAGCUUUGUCAUCUGAUUUGAAAUAGUUUUAAAGACUCGAAGGCACUGUGUUUGGUGGUGGACCUGAACCUCGACUGCGGUCCCAUCACUAUUGUCCUUGGGAAUUCUGACACAUUGCAAUCAAAUUGUUGGCUUUCAUCUGAAGAUAUCCUUCCUCAUAAUCAGCCAUACAUGAAACGCAACCAAUAUUACAGUUACAAGCAAUUAUGAACAUCCUCUAAAACUGAAAGCUACUUCUUAGGUACUGAUUAUUGUGAAGGCCUACUGAAAUCACCAAUUUGCUCAAAUUCCUUUUAUUUAUUUUUGUCAUCAGAUGUUUUUAUUGAUAUUUUAUUUUUUGGAAGUAAAAGGGGGGGAAAAAAAGCUGCUGUGCUGCUUGAUCUUAUUGAUGAUUUAUUGUUUUUUUUUACUUUUUUUUAUUUUAUUUUUUAACAACGACCUACGAUUGUCUGUUAUUGCGCAUGGGUAAAUUGUGAGGAGUAAAAUUGUGUUUAUAUUUCAAAUUCCAGAAAUUCAUUUCAACUGACCCAAGGAGGUGCAAUCAAAAUGUCAUUCUAAUUAAAUAACACAUAUCUCUUUUGUAUAUGUAUUUGUAUUUUUCUAUUAAAUUAUUUGGUUGAUUUA